This is a messenger RNA of Chanos chanos (milkfish), 2712 nucleotides long. RefSeq names its product SLC2A4 regulator (gene slc2a4rg). The transcript has 9 exons. Gene Ontology annotation, cellular component: nucleus. The record is from RefSeq and is a predicted model, not a curated record. Bases 157 to 1722 code for a protein of 521 amino acids. NCBI's taxonomy places the organism in Eukaryota, Metazoa, Chordata, Actinopteri, Gonorynchiformes, Chanidae. Gene Ontology annotation, molecular function: DNA-binding transcription factor activity; RNA polymerase II cis-regulatory region sequence-specific DNA binding. Gene Ontology annotation, biological process: regulation of transcription by RNA polymerase II.
GGUGCUAAGGGUGGUAGUAAAAUCUAUUCUGUACUUUUGUGACAACUCAAGGUGCUUUAGUCAAGACUAGCCUGUUAAAUGUAUCUUAUUUCCUUUAGGUCAGAAAUCUAUCGAAAGCUAGUCAUCCUUCUUUAGUCUCAAAAGUCCAACCUAAAUAUGACUUCUAAGCGCCUUCUCGAUAAGACCCUGGUCGGCACAAGGGUCGGUACCGCUUCAGGUCAAGCCGGCAACAUGAAGCAUGCAGGGAACACCACAGGGCACGGAGAGAAUGUCACGGCAAUGGAUUGCGGUGUAAUAUUGGAAUGCAAAAAUGGAAUCAUAAUGGGAAAGGUUUUGAAUGCGAAGCAUUUGGAUGAUGGUCCUUUGCGAGAACAUCCCAGCAAUGAUCUCAGUGAAAUCGAUUUGCCAUCAGGGAGAGAAAAACACUGCAAUUCGAAAAAGAUGGGCUAUAGUGGACAUGAUGAAGAAAGAGACACUGGGCCAGGAGGGGUCCUUAAAAGAAGUAGCCCUACUCAUCGCCUGAUCCUAAACGGGCAGAGGCUAGAAGACCAAAUGCACACAGAGCCUAGGACGGUGGUCCGAAGGGUGGAGGAAACGAGGUGUUGGCUGCCGUCAUGUGGUGCUGACCCAUCCCCCGAGGAAAAGUACCCCCAUGUGUCCUCACAUAUUCCCGUCCCACGGAACAGGAAGCCAUCAGGUCACGCUGAUAAAGAGGUGAUGGCAGCCACCGUCCUAACAACCCUGUCUACCAGUCCGCUGGUCCUCAACCCCCCCUCUGCAGCCUCAGGUGCAGUUCCUGAGCCAUCCAGCAGGGGCUGGAAGGAGUGUCUCUCAGCCAGCUAUAGCAGCUCCACCAGCGGAAACUGGAGCUGGGAUGCCAGCGACCAAUCAGUGCCCUCCACGCCAUCCCCACCCCUUUCCAACGAUGCCAGCAAGAGUUUCCUGCUCUCCUCCCAGGGUGAUGACAACAUCGAGGAAGCAGAGAGCACACACUUCCUGUUUGAGGACCCUAUUCCCCGGAAACGGAAGAACUCCAUGAAGGUGAUGUUUAAGUGUUUGUGGAAGAACUGUGAAAAGGUCCUCAGCACAUCCUCAGGGAUCCAACGGCACAUCCGCACUGUGCACCUGGGGCGAAACGGUGACUCAGACUACAGCGACGGCGAGGAAGAUUUUUAUUACUCUGAGAUCGAGGUGAACAUGGACACUCUGUCUGAAGGCCUGUCCAACCUUACCCCCACCUCGCCCACUACGGCCGGACCGCCGCCCGUCUUCCCCCCAGUCAGCGACUCGUCUCGCAGCGAACCCAGUCACAUGAUUAACUCCCCUCUCAGCCAGUCAGCACCCUCCACGCUGUGCCAUAUCCGCACUGACCACGCCUAUCAGGCCACUGCCCCUGUCAACAUUCCUAUGUCCUCCCAGCUGCUGCAGAGCCACAGUGGGAUGAGUGUGUCCUGGCAGUCUCCCCCCGUCAUAUUUAAAGGCUUACCGGGGCCUGUGACACACAUUCGCACUGUCAGCAUUGGGGAGAAGAGACAACCUGUGUCACACACCAGUGUCAACAAAAUCCACACCUCCAACAGCCUUACAACCAAACCCAGCACAGGAGCCAGGAAACCACGCGGUGAGGCCAAAAAGUGCCGGAAAGUGUAUGGCAUGGAGAAGAAGGAUUUGUGGUGUACGGCCUGUCGCUGGAAGAAAGCCUGCCAACGCUUCACUGACUGAGCCAAUCGUUUCACUUCUCACAAGACCUGACUCUUUCACUGGCAGUGUUUCACUGACUAACCCCACCCCUAUUCCCUUACAAUCUUACCAACAUGGACUCUUUCUGUUCGAGCUGAGCCGUGGUUGAGGUGAGGGGUCGCUCUGGGCCACAGCUGUCAAAAAGUCACUGCUUCCUCCUCACCACAAGAGGGAGCUGUGACCUUCUGAAAUGCUGACGAUGUAAUACUUGGAAAAAAAGUGCUAAAAAAAAUACACAAAAAAGCUAAAAGUGGAGAAAAAAAACAUCAAGGUAUAUGGCUUUUGCAGCUUUGUUGUACUUAUGCUGAAACUUUUUUUUUAAGAAUCAAAAAAGGCGAGAAAAAAUAGUUGAUUCAAAACUUUAAAAUAUUUGUUAUUUUUCAAAUUGAGCUUGUCUUCAUUUGAAGGCAGUGGUUGAAAAUUUCCGAUGUUGUUGUGUGUAUGAUAACACUUGGCGGUCUUUACUGGUCAAAAAAAAAUGUAAGCUAUUUUUUUUUUUUGUAUUGGACUAUUUGUACAGUUGACCUCUGCGUCUGCGGCUAAACUACCACAAGAAGUUUCGAAUGCAUGUCUGAAUUUGGGCAGUCUUUGGAGAAAUUGUUCCAGCUGUCUUUGUUGUAUUGAGGUCUUCAGUUGAACCAAAGGUUUAUCAGUGUGUCUGGAUGGAGGUCCAGAAAUGGAAAUGUUUUAGAGACUGGGCUUCCUUCAGCACUGUUUUUACACCAACACACACGAACACAAACACACACACUCUUCCACACAACUACACACACUUACACACAAAAUCACAAUUAUUCACUUUUGGGUAAUUCAGGCCACAGACCCACACAGCUGUCAUUUAUUGGGAAGCAAAUAAUAUAUCCGUAUAAACGCCAUAGUCUCUGCUUUAAGCAUAGCAAUUAAACACACAUCCACUUUCACUUUCAGGCACCAAAAAAAGACCAGCUGAGUACUUCAGAGCAGUAGAUGUCU